UCUUGUAAACAUUUUAUAGGCCUAACUCUCUUAAAAUGUGAUGCUGUAUCCCUCUAUUAGAAAGAAUGCGUGUGGAGCAGUGGAGGGAGGAGGCUGCGGUUCCGUGGUUCUGGACCGGUGUCGGGUUGCAGCUGGGCCCAGGCGGAGAGAGCUCUGUCCGGGCUGUGUUUAGGCUCUGUCCGGGCUGUGUUUAGGCUCUGUCCCGCUGCUGCAGACCUGACUGUCGCGACGUGUCUCUUUCUUUUGUGGGAAACUCCAGAAAUUGUUAGAGCAAAGACGAAUGAGUAAACGAACCACUUUUAUUUGUGAGCAUUUCCCCGGGCAUUUGCAAGGUUGACAACAAGUUUUUAUUGUGUAUUUUUUAUUGAAACUUUAUUUUCAAGACAGAAAUAGACAAGAUGAUUUUGCGAACUCUGCUUUUCAUCCACAUUCCAGUAGUCUGUCUCAUCACUGCAGUUUGGGCCCAGUCGGACAGCAGCAGUAGUUUAGUGGUGGCAGCUUACAACAUGAGCGCCCCCGCUGGUUCGAAGGUGGUACUGCAGUGCGUGAGCGGUCGCAUGGUUUGGACCAGGGACAGAAUUCGGGACAGGCAGAGGGUCUUGCAUUGGGACCUGUAUCGGGCCAGUCCGGACUACGUCAUGGAGCGAGUGGUGGACAUGUUUUCAGGACCCGGGGGAGACCAGCGCAUCUACAACUCGUACAACCUGGGAAGAGUGAGCCUCAGCAAGAAGGCGUUCAAGGACGGGAACUUCUCCCUCGUCAUCAAAGAUGUGACGAUGAAUGACCGUGGGCUGUACUCGUGUAACCUGCACCACCUGUACUGUCACCUGUACGAGACUGUGAGGGUCCAGCUCAACGUCACCAAAUCACGACGUAAAGAGCAGAGAUACUGGGAUGGGCAGAAGGCCGUGUUUGUGGUGCUGUUGGGGAGCACAGUGGUUCUGCCCUGCAUCAACAGACGCAGUGUUUGGACCGACUGGAGCACCGACGAGGAGGAUCAGCAGGUGGUGCAUUGGGACCGUCAGUCUCCUGGUGUCCUCCAUGACAGGGCCGAUCGUCUAGUGGACCUGUACGCCUCAGGGGAACAGCGCAGCUACGGGCCGCUGUUUCUGCGACGCAAAAUGAACAUCAGCGGACACGCCUUCUCAGAGGGGGACUUCUCUCUCACCAUCUCAGACCUACAGCCGACAGACGAGGGCCUGUACUCCUGUCACCUGCACCAUCACUACUGCGGUCUGCACGAGAGGAGACAGUUCCAGCUCACGGUCGAGCCUCCGGUGAUCCAGCCCACACAGGCAGCCCGAGCCCAGCCCAGCGAAGACAAGGAGGUUGAGUCUCCUCGGGUCAUAAACGUGAUCCUUCCUGAUCAGAAACACUACUUCCUGCUUCCUGUGGGCUACGUUCUCACUUCCUGUUUACUGUUGGCCUUCAUCGUGCUCAUCAUCAUCCUCAUCACACGCAGACGAAAGAGUAAAGAGCCGUAUCCACAAGCGUCAACACGGUCGAGUCGUAGUGAGAGCAGUUCAGAGGAGCUGGAGAUGGAGGUGUCUGAAGUGAAUGUGUCCGUCACAGAAGAGCCACUGUGUGAUUACAAAAACAACCUGCUGAAGGAGAAGGCCCACAGGAACUCACAGCCCAAAGUCAUCGACCUGGACAAAGAAAUGGAAAAGUUUCGUAAAUGAUUAAACAUCUGGAGUCGCUGGCUGGUCCAGACGCUAAACAAUGCCACAAACUGAAAAUCAACAAAAUAUCAAGGAUUAUUAUUUCACAAGAAUUAAGGAACGAUUUCAGUUUGAUUUGACAAGCUGGUUUUUCUCAUUCUAAAACCAGCUGAAGACCAGGCUCCACUGGGUUUGAGCGCCACCUGGAGGAGCUCAGAGUUAAAUACAACGGCAUUAUAACUGAUACAUGGUCAAUUUUGGACCAAGAUAUUUGCUAUAGUCUUUUGAAUGUAAUCAACUUAUUGCUUUUCAAUAAUUGUUUGAUUGUUUUUGCUAAAGAGACUGCUAAGUUAACAUUAAUGCAAACUGCUACUAAAACUAAAGCUAGGUCUGUAAAAUGGUAUUUCUCAUUAUGUUUUUGGAGCAAGAAAGAUGCUACAAACCAUGUAAACUAUGUGUAAUUGGUGAUUUGGGGCAGUUUUCCUUUUUUUAAUGUAAGCUUCCACAUGCUACAAGUUCAUGUAUAGGGCCUAUGUGUUUAUUUAAUUACAUUUAAUCAGCUUUCCACAUGUCAAACUGCAAUUUCAUAAUCAGUUUUAUAACAAGAUAUUGACUUACUGCUUUUUAAGUCUUCUAUAAACCCAUUCCUAAUCCAGUUUUUUUUUGUGCCAGAUUUAGUUUUUCUUGCUGUUUUUUUUUAUGCUGCACACGUUAUCCUACUUUGUAAAUAUAUGCACAUUUGCACAUUUAUUUUGUUUGGUUUUUUUUGUUCAUGUAUCAAAAAUGCUUUGACAGCCAAAACACAUAAUUAAUUUCACAAUCUACAGGUCAAGUUUUGGUAAGACUAUAAUGCAGCCGUAAAGGUCCAUUACGUAGCUUUUCUGGUUUAGGGUCCACCUACUGUUAGUCUCCAUGGAGAUGUGCUUUUUCUGAAAUGUUUCACAGUAUGGCAAUAAUAUUAUCAAUCACCAUGGAAACAACAGGAGGCGCUAGUAGGCUAAAAUUACAGGUUACAGUAAAAAUGUAUUAAAAAGGUAUUGUGGGAAAAAUACAUAUAUAUCAAUUUAAUGCUAUACUGGAGAACAUUCCUGGCAAAGCAACAGCAUCUCCAUGAAGACAGUGAACCCUCAACUGUAAAAGUUACAUAGUGCAUCUUUAAUAAAACUUGAAGAAACACUAACUUCAUAAUGAACAAAUAGUUUAUUAAGAAUGAUUCAGGCUCAGUAACUACUUCAUUAAGAGGUUAAGGUGAGGAGUUUGAGUAUUAUGGCUGGUUAAGGUGGAGGUACAAUCAGACACACAUUUACCUAAAAUAUGUGUUCAUUUGGUGGCAUUCAGAGUAGUUACUUUCCUAAAAUAAAAAGAAUACAUUUGUGUAAAUUUAGGCUCCAAAUUGCACAUAAUCAGUGAGGAAAAUAUAAAACACAGCUCUUGUGGUGAUAAAUAUACACAGAGCAAACAGUGAAACAAACACAAUGCUGUUUUUAAUCCUAUGUCAUGUUUUUACCCUAUAGUUUAAAUUCAACUCGGUGUAAAAGUAAUCUAAGUAUUCAGAGUAUAGUACUCUGAUUGGACCAUGUACCAGAAUAUGUUACAACAUACAUUUUAAUGCAUGUAUCCAGUGUUCUGUAAAUAAACACAUUUUCAAAGUAUUCUUCCCAUGAGUCUAUCAUAAAGUGUUAUGAAAGUGUUGAACUAAUGUCUGUAAAUCAUGUAAAAUGCCUUUCUGCCCUUACAUUUGGUCUGUUAUUUUGUUGUUUUGUCAUUAUAAAUAAAGCUUCGUACAAAAGCUGC
This is a messenger RNA of Periophthalmus magnuspinnatus, 3455 nucleotides long. RefSeq names its product matrix remodeling-associated protein 8-like. The transcript has 12 exons. NCBI's taxonomy places the organism in Eukaryota, Metazoa, Chordata, Actinopteri, Gobiiformes, Gobiidae. Gene Ontology annotation, biological process: cell adhesion; establishment of glial blood-brain barrier. Gene Ontology annotation, cellular component: membrane; cell surface. The record is from RefSeq and is a predicted model, not a curated record. Bases 399 to 1682 code for a protein of 427 amino acids.